AUGGAAAUGGAGGAGCCAACGGUAUUGCGCAAGGACCAGUUGGAGAUAAGUUUCCACAAGGAGAAGAAAUUGAUCCAGGAGGGCACCAUCAAGGAUGACAACCCAUUGGACCUGAGUGAGCCAUUCCGGGACCUCUGCAGUGCUUGCCGAAAGGGCGAUCUGAAAGUCUGUCAGGAAAAAAUCACCGAAGGGGUCAAUGUCAAUGCCCGCGAUCUUUACGACUAUACGCCUUUGAUUUUGGACGGACACUGGAAUACCCCACUGGUGAUGAGGAGGGUUGAUCAUUGUAAGCGUCGUGGGCUGACGAAGAUAUCUCUCUUGCACUGUAGAUGCCUGUAUAAUGCUCUCAACGACCGUAUCCGCAAUCUCCUUCUUGAAUAUGACUACUCCAAGUCUACCGAUCCUCUGCAGCCCCUCGCUGCCCAUAUAGCCUCACUCCUUACUCGAGACUCCCCCAUCACCACCGAUAUCGUGGUAACUUCGAAUGAUGAGUCCAUCCACCUGCACAAAUUUAUCCUCGCUGCUCGCUCCCCUUACUUCAAGGGUAAACUCUCCACCGCCCCUGAUUCAACAGCGUGGAAUAUCCCCAGCCACAUUCCACCACAGGCAUUUAGCGCUGCCAUCAGGUAUCUUUACUUGGGCGAAGCUCCACGGGAGCUACGGGGUGGCCCCGGAACUGGGUUCACCGAGACGGAGGUCUUUGCGGGGAUCGACAGGAUUGCGAAAUAUCUUGAGAUUGAAACCCUGGUGGAUAGUAUACUUGAAAGUGGAGAUCGGCGACUUGCUCGACAGAGAAGGACGUUGGAAUUAUCUAAAGGCAGAGAUCAAUUAGAGAACUGGUUCCGCACGAAUGUGCUUGGCAACAAGAUUGUCGUUGAGACAUCGAAGGCGGGCGAAGUGAAAUGGGAUCAUGACAAUCACAUCUUUGCAGAUGUUCUUCUCCGCGCGGAUGAGCUACCCGAAGACGCCGAGGAUGCUGGCACAGCCGAUGGCCAGCAAAAGUCCACAUUAUUCCCAUGCCACCGGGCGAUGCUGCUCCGCUCGGAGUUCUUCCAAGCCAUGUUCACAUCUUCUUUCCGCGAGGCCCAUGUCACGGAUAACCUGCACAUUAUUGACGUCGAUUGUUCACCAGAAGUAUUAGAGAUCAUUCUGACAUUCUUAUACACUGAAAGGGCCGAUUUCCCUCUCGAUGUCGCUGUCGAUGUAUUAUUUGCAGCCGACAUGCUUUUCAUCGAGAAGCUCAAGACCAAGGCUGCUGUUGUCAUCAGUACCCUAGGAAGUGGAGGGCUAUCACAAGAAGAAGCAGCGAGAACAAGAGGCGAUGUCGACGAGGACGACAUUGACGUUUACGCAAUUAUGCGCGCUGCUUGGUUAACCAGAGUCCAGCGACUUGAAGAAUUCGCUGCUCGGUACCUUGCCUACCGGUUGGAAGCUCACAUUGAUUCGGCCGACUUCGCGGAGCUCAUACAAGAAUCCGCAUCGCGUAUUCAAGUACGACAGGAGACUGAUACCAUUGAAUUGCUGGAUGACAUUCGAUUCUAUCUGAACGAGCGAUUCCGGUUACGGUUUGACGAUGCUGGCCUCGACGAGAUGUUGAAUGGGCAACAGGCGCCUCCAGCGGACGCCGCAAAGGAAAUUACCGAAAUUACCGAUCGUGUCGACGCGUUAAAUGUUUCUCGGUCGGUUGAGCAGCCCGUUGAAGCUGAUGGGCACCGUGAAAUUCGUACCUUAGACGGUGCGAUCGUUGAAGAUGAAUUCUCCGAAGACGCGAUGAACUACGAAAUUCUGAUGGAAAAACUGGAUGCUCUUCUGGAAAAUCUCAACCUUGAAGCUUAG
Messenger RNA from Penicillium cosmopolitanum, 1836 nucleotides. RefSeq names its product ankyrin repeat and BTB/POZ domain protein. NCBI's taxonomy places the organism in Eukaryota, Fungi, Ascomycota, Eurotiomycetes, Eurotiales, Aspergillaceae. The transcript has 2 exons. Gene Ontology annotation, molecular function: protein binding. Bases 1 to 1836 code for a protein of 611 amino acids. The record is from RefSeq and is a predicted model, not a curated record. Gene Ontology annotation, cellular component: ubiquitin ligase complex; cytoplasm.